Molecule: messenger RNA, 4928 nt
Organism: Labrus bergylta (ballan wrasse)
Lineage: Eukaryota; Metazoa; Chordata; Actinopteri; Labriformes; Labridae
Gene: tfeb
Product: transcription factor EB
Biological process (GO): regulation of transcription by RNA polymerase II; positive regulation of DNA-templated transcription; humoral immune response
Cellular component (GO): nucleus
Molecular function (GO): RNA polymerase II cis-regulatory region sequence-specific DNA binding; protein dimerization activity; DNA-binding transcription factor activity, RNA polymerase II-specific
Source: RefSeq, a predicted model, not a curated record
GAGUUUAGUGGACACAGGGCUCUCGUUGUUGCUUCACCAGACUACCACAGUCAGGCUGGUUUAGGGGGAGGAGGAGAAGGAGGAAUAGGAAGCUGGGCUGGAACUUAAGAGAGAGAGGGAGGAAGGUGACUAAAAGUGACUGUCACUCAGCCUACUGUAACUCGCCCGGUGGAGGGAGGAGUGGCAUCACAACCAGUGAACCGGCAUAUGAAUGCACUCGUUUGUCGAGCUCCGCCAGCGAAACCACCGUCUGUGCCUGACUGUCAGUGAGUGUUUGCUGUAACACGUGGACAGAUAGAUUUUUCUUUUGGAUGCAAUAUGUUGUCUUUGGGAUAGUUGGGAGAGUUUCUGAUUGCCUUCUACUUUCUCCAGCAUCCAGACAUGUAGACAGGAGCCUACGCAGCAGCGUCUAAUUCACCUUCUGAACUCUUUUUCCUCUCAAACAGCUUCACAUACCUCUCGGGCUGGACUGCGCUGCAUUGACUUCGGCUCGCCCUCCCCUGCCCCCUCGCCCUACAGCAAUGGCCUCACGCAUCGGGCUGCGGAUGCAGCUGAUGCGAGACCAGUUGCAGCAAGAGGAGCAGCGUGAGAGGCAGCAGCAGCUUCAGCAGCAGCAGCAGCAGCAGCACAAUGUAGCCCUGCAGUACAUGCAGCAGCGCAUGGGGGGGCUGCCUGCACCUACCCCAGCUAUCAGCACCCCACAGCAUUACCAAAGCAUGCAGGUCCCCGUCGAGGUUCUCAAGGUAGAGACCCACCUGGAGAAUCCUACAGACUACCACAUCCGUCAGUCUCGGAAGCAACAAGUGAAAGAAUUCCUGUCCACCACCUUUGCCACCAAGCAGACGAUCCACGCAGUAGCAGGGCUGGUGCCGCCCUCUCCUCCGCCAAACAUGGUACCCCAAGGCGGUUCAGCCUCUGCACCCCCGCCCCUCCACUCUCCACACAUGCGCACCGAGCAGCUUAUGACGGGAAACAGCGCCCCCAACAGCCCCAUGGCCAUGCUCAACAUCGGCACCAGCCAAGAGAAAGAGAUGGAUGAGGUCAUUGACGACAUCAUCAGCAUGCAGUCCAAUUAUGAUGAUAUUCAAGCAUACAUAGACCCUAUCCAGAUGCCAAACACACUCCCCCUGUCCAGCAGCCACCUGGAUGUGUACACAGGUCCUGGAAUGAAGGGACCAACUGUAGCAAUGACCAGCAACUCCUGUCCUGCCAACCUGACCAUUAAACGAGAACUGUCAGAAGCCCGUGCUAUGGCCAAGGAGAGACAGAAGAAAGACAACCACAAUCUGAUUGAAAGGAGGAGGCGAUUCAACAUCAAUGAUCGUAUCAAAGAGCUGGGCACCAUGAUCCCCAAAACCAACGACCUUGUGCAUAGUGACGUGCGCUGGAACAAAGGCACUAUUCUGCGGGCGUCUGUCGAGUAUAUCAAACGCAUGCAGAAGGACGUGCAGAGGACCAGAGAGGUGGAGAACAACUUCAAAAGGAUGGAAAUGGCUAACAAACAGCUAAUGCUACGCAUUCAGGAGUUGGAGAUGCAGGCUCGUUUGCAUGGCCUCCCCAGCAACUCCCCCUCUGGCCUGAACCCCAAUGACCUGAUGGCUUCUUACGUAAAACAAGAGACCAGCCCAGAGGACAACCUCUCUCACCCCCAAAUCCACCAUCAGGCCCAGCACUUAGCCCAGAACCAAGCUCAGCCCCAGGCCCAGCAGCAUCACCACUUCCUCCCACAGAACCACCUCCACCACCAGAACCAGGCUCAGCAUCAGCACCGGCAGCUGCCACCGCUCCCCCAACACCUGCAGCCUCAGUUACCCAUCCAGUACCCGUCUGUGGGCAGCUCCCAACCAUUUGACUUUGCCCAGUCGCUGGACUUGUGUGACGGAAUCCCCGGCUUCUCAGAUGGCAUGUCGGGGCUCGGCGACCUGGGUGGGCUGGAUGUCCAGGGGAAGAGAGGUGAGCUGGGCUUCCUGAUGAUGGACGAGCCCCUGUCCCCCAUGGGAGGAGACCCGCUGCUCUCUGCAAUGUCUCCCGAGGAAUCUGUCGACUCCAGCCGCAGAUCAAGCUUCAGCAUAGAGGAUGGAGACAUACUGUAGACACACACAGAAUCACUCACAUGAGCACAUGCAGCGGUUUCACAGAGGUCGCAGAAAAAAAAUUAUUAAAGCACAACACACACAGCACAAACCACAGUAAAGGAAUGACAUCAUCCACCCAGCACACACAUUCAGAAACACUCAUUUUUGGUACAUCAAUCCCAAGCAACAACACCCACACAGUUGAAAAUUGUAUAGUAAAAAUGUUUGCACAUGCACACACUUAUACACCAGUGCAUGUGAGACAAACCUGGCACGUUGCCCAACAGACUGAGCAUUUACAAGGGCUGAACUCAUACUGCCAGGUCAGGAGUUAUAGAGCACACUUGGCCUCGUUUCCAUAAAGGUGCCUCUGAAUCAUAAUUGAAUAAGGGACAAAACCAGCAGUUAAUUAGAUUGAAGUUAUCAGAUACAAGGACAAACCGAGUACAUUGUCUCACUCGAUAGAGGACAAGUUAUUUUCUCCUUACAUCAGCCUCUUUUAGCAACCAUAAAUGAUUGAACCAAAGAUAGUGAAUAAAAUGGAAAAAGCUUCAUGAUCCUGCAUGCAUAAUUCAUCUUAAGGGGAUGCAGUCCAGCCUCGUUGUUCCGUUGCUCAUUCUGUUAUUCCACAGUUUGCUUUUGCCUCCAGCGCUAACUGUUUGACAAAGAUCAAUGUUAGCCUGCUAAGCUGAAAGGUUUUCUUAAAAGUGUCCACAUUUAAGAAACAUUUUAAAACUCCACGGAUGAAAAGAUAAUCCAGCUUUCAAACGGUGUUCUUUACAAACACACAUACUGCUGUCCCUGAAUCUUACGUCUAUAACACUGGAAAUUGUCAAGACCUGUACCCGAAGAAUACGAAUACACAAGAAGUGUGUUAAAUCAUGUGAGAGAGUAGAGUAAACCAUGCUAUAGUUGUCCAAAUACUCAGGUACUGUAAUAUAAUACACAAGCAGGGUCAUAUGCAGGUCUUAUGCAAUAGCAGAUGUUAACCUGAGUUAUCAGACUCAGAACCUCUAUCAAUGUGCCUUUCUAUUUCUGCAGCUGCUGCUCUUCAAAGGCAUGUUUUCAUAGGUCAGCAGUCGUGACCGGGUAUUAGACGUAAAUAUCACUUUCAAUUACGCCUGUAAAUGCUUUAGAGUUUACCUCGAUACCUUGAAUCUCCUGUGAGGAGUUUAUAGCUGGUUGGUAAACAGACAGAAACUCAAUUCAAGUGACCUGCUAAAGCAAACAAGACCAUCAGUUACAAGACUGAUCAUUUAUAUAAAGGUAUUUUUAUUUGCUUGUAACCAUUGCCACAGUGUAGGUGUCAGACAAAGUGAGUUACGGCACACUGCAGAAACAGCCUUUUUUUAUAUUUUACAUGGCGGACAUUCACGGGGAGUGAAACAAUUGACUGUUCAAAAGAAAGCAGGGUGAGAUUUUUCAGCAGAAAAGAUCACCAACACAUGUACAGGAUAUGAUUUGUCCACAGGGGGUGCCAAAAUCUGACGCAAUCCAAAAGGAGUUUUAAAUCGUUUUAUUUAUUGACGUUUUAGGCCCUGCCUCAAGUAAGUGGAAUUUAAAGUGACAGGGUUUAAUCAUUCAGUCCACAGAAGGCGUCAGGUGGUCUUCACUGUUAGAGCACAGCAUUUGCACACACUUAGCUCAUGCUCUCACUCGGUUCACAAACAGGCCUCGUUAAACGCUCAAGUCGUCCACAAAUAGGCUUUAUGGCACUCCGAUACCUGCAGUUCAAAACAAACAGUGCUGCCUUGAAUCUAUUUUCAAAUCAGCCCGUCUCUUUCUCCUCUGAUGUAUCGAGUGCCAGCUGCAGAGGCUGAUCUCAGGUCUGCUGUUCACCUUCAGCAAAGGGAACAUGUCGUCCCAUUGGUUGCAGUCUUCACAGUGAUGUCUUGGGCAGGGCAGGCUGAAGUUGUCCACAGUUGCUAUGGUAACUUAAGGUUCAGCUUUGAAUUGAUAUAUCUCCUAAUCAGUAAAAAGAUAAAGGUAGAAAAAAAAAAUUUAUGGUGAUUUUUUUUUUUGAUUAAAAUAAGUGUUUUUUUUUUCCUAUAGUUUGUUUUAUUUUAUCUCCAAAAGCACUGGAAACCAUAUUAUUGUUUUAACUUUGUACAUGGAAGAGUUUGUGGAAUAAGAUUUAUUUCAAAUGUUUUAUGCCACUAAGCCACUUAAAUGUGUUUUAUCUGUAUUUGUUGUAGUUCUAAUUUUUAUUCCAGAUGAACCUUUUUUUUUCUCAGAGACAUCUUCAAUAAGCACACUAUAAUGCAUUAAAGCCACUGAUGUUUUAUUAUGGAAGGAUCAGGGAGACAUGAACUUUCAAAUUUCACCUCAAUGCAGAGAUGAAGAGAUCAUGUACAUUUUUGAUGCCAUUUUUAUAUUAUUGGGAUUUUUAUUUUUCUCUGUGAUUUUAAUUUGGAGCCAGACAUAGAUGAAAGUUGACCAUUAAAUUUGACUGAAUCCAAAUUUCCCAUUACAUAUGAAUGUAACCUUUACCAGAGGUUUUUGUCCGACUGAAGCAGAACCAUACAGCUUUCCCACUCUUGACUUUGGUGUCCAUGGAGACUGGAUGACGACUGUCUUCAUAUUAAAUCUGAGCCAGGGAGUUGUGAUUGUUAUGGCCUUGUAGCACUGACUCUGCUUUUGUUUCUGUCCGUCUGUCUGUCUGUCUGCCAGUGUUGUACCCUUUUUCCAAAUCAGCCCCAGAUUGACUGUUGUUGUACUGUCACCCAGCCGACACUCCAAAGAGCUACUCAGGCCUCCUUUUCUCUUUCACUAGAGGGCGCUCUGCAGAUCAAAAUACACAGGGAAAAGUAGUUCUGAUUUUACUGAGAUUAUAAAAUGUUUUACCAAAAUCCA